Daphnia carinata is the source of this 3089-nucleotide messenger RNA. Its product is annotated as collagen alpha-1(I) chain-like. The transcript has 15 exons. Bases 382 to 2679 code for a protein of 765 amino acids. NCBI's taxonomy places the organism in Eukaryota, Metazoa, Arthropoda, Branchiopoda, Diplostraca, Daphniidae. Gene Ontology annotation, molecular function: protein binding. The record is from RefSeq and is a predicted model, not a curated record.
GCACACGUCUUCCGAGAUACCCGUGUGAUCGUAACAUUUGCCUUCUUUAUACCGUUUCCCUUAUUGGUUGAACUCUCUGGCUGUUCCACCAUUUUUUUUUUCUUGUCGUGUGCUUCGAAAGAAAAAAAAAAGAAAACGUUCUGUCGUGAAAUUAUACAAUGGACUCUAUUCGUCGGAGAGUCAUCUUUGUCUCGUCGCACAUCAAUCACUAGUUGGCGAAGAAGCGACACGCAAACAGGAAUUUUCUGUUUUAUUUUCAAACUACAAAGUGUCAUUGAUCAAAUUCCUACCUUUUUUUGGGGAAAAAGAAAAAUCACGACGGUCGCUCCGUUUUCAAACAAUAACAAACGGGAAAAGAAGAAGAUUGUCUCCGGCUGAUUGAUGACCGUGAGGAUGACGCCGACCUGCUGGGUGGCGGUGAUCUGGACGUGCUUGCUCGUCUCUACCUGCAGCGGAGAUUUCUGUCCGCAACCAGUGACAAGGACAGUUUCAUGUAAAGUCAAAAAUGGUACAGAGACUUACACGAAGAUGGUACCGCGCCUUUGCAAGCGAAACUGGCCUCCUUCUCAACAAGGAUCCUCAUCAUCGCAAUCUUCCAACGGCACUCCACAGCAUGUCAAUUGCGGCAUGGAACCAAGAGUGAAAGAACGGCCUAGACUGGUGACUACUUAUAAGCAAAUAACCGAGAUGCAGUAUCGUUGCUGUCCCGGUUUUUUUGGAGAAAACUGUGAUAUGGAAUGCUUCAACUGCACGACGUUGGAGCGGAUGGAACGGCGUUUGAGGACCGUGGAAGAGACCAUUCGUGGUGGCAACGGAAACUAUAGCAGUUACGCUGGCCCACAUCAGCGAUCGUUCAUUCGUCCUGGACGGCCAGAUAUGAGCCAUGUCACUACGACACCCAGAGGAGCGGCACCAAACGGCAGCACUCACAUGCGUCGGCCAGCCGUCGGCAUGACUCGUCGUCCGUUCAGUGGGUAUCACGAUAUAAGGAAACCGGACGCGGCUCUUGAACGCAAUGGCCCAGCACAGCAAGGAUCGUCAGACGUGUCCGCUGGAGUGCGAGCACCUCAACAGACGAGAUGCAACUGUCCGGCAGGACCUCCUGGACAGGCCGGACCGCAGGGACCGGUUGGGUUGACUGGAAUUCCUGGAUUACCCGGAAGAAACGGGGUCGAUGGGACUACAGGUGCGCCAGGAUCUCCAGGUUUGGAAGGACAACCUGGACAGAACGGUUCACCAGGGAUCGACGGGCUUCCUGGUCUGCCCGGGAACCCUGGUCCACAAGGUCUUACGGGUCUACCUGGUUUACCCGGUUUGAAAGGUGAAACGGGUCCCCCUGGUCUGACGGGAGAACGCGGUGCACCAGGUCUUGAUGGAAUACCGGGGACACCAGGUCUUCCAGGAGAAUCAGGUCUUCAAGGAAUUGACGGUGUACCCGGCGCCCCAGGUCCAGUUGGGCCGGCAGGUCCUGCAGGGCCCCCUGGUCUUCCUGGACCUCCUGGCCCACCAGGGCUUUCGUCCUACUCUCGCACAAACAGUCGCGAUGGCUCUGGUUUAGACGAUGAUGACGUGCCAACAAGGGUAGGAUUACCUGGUCCACCUGGUCCUCCGGGACCUCCAGGUGCGAUCGGUGCUGCAGGUCCCUCUGGUGAGCGGGGCGAAAAAGGUGAAGCAGGUGAUAGCGGUGCAACAGGACCGCGAGGCCAGAGAGGAGAUAAGGGCGCCAAGGGUGAACGAGGUUUCGACGGGGUCCGCGGACCACCAGGUGAUUCUGGGCUGACUGGCCUCCCUGGACCGAAAGGUGACAAAGGAGAUGGUGCAUUAGAUGGCGUUGAUCUUUCAGAGUCGAUUCUUCAGUUGCAUCAGCUGGUCGAUGAUUUGCGAAGCCAAAUCAAUGAACUACGCGAUCGUGUCGUUAUACUUGAACUCGGAGUCGGUGAAUCUCCCGAUACUGCGGAGGCCCAUUCCAGCAACCCCGUGGCUUCGCCUCCAACACAAACUCAUACCCCAACGCCUAUCACUACGACUACCCCACCACCUGUGGUAGUUAGUGCAACACCUCCAGCACCGGCAUUGUCCGAAGAAGAAGAGUCUGAUGACUACGACGAAGAUGCUGCUGUGUUGGCCACAUCAUCGACGACUGCUAGUCCGUCUCCAGCUCUUACGUCACCACCUCCGCCAAUCGUCAACCCACCGCCGCUCUCUACAGGUGACCAGGAUUACGGAGAAGAGGAUAUAGACUCGGAAGAAGAUUACACAGAGAACGAGGAUGAAGACGAAGAUUUAGUUUUGGAUACAAGGCCGUCUUCAACUGCUGGCCGAGCUUCAACUUCAGCUCCGGGACGUGGUCGACCUAAUGCUGUUGUCAAUAAUGGUGGACGUGGAAAUGUGGCCAACAAUUUAUUAGCUGAAGAUGAUGACGAGGGUAUUGAUUCCAUACUGAGCCCCAAUUCACGAAUAGAGCCCAUUGGACGAGGAGUUUCCACUGUAGAUGCUGAAGAGGAUGAAGAGGAAGAAGAAGAAGAUCCAGAGUACGACGAUUAUGACGAUUCGCCAACUAGCCGAUCCAAGCGGCAUAAAACAGUUUCGAAGCAUUCAAAACACCCUACGCACUCUAAGCAUUCGAAAAAAAUGAAGCCUCUAAGAACUAAAUUGAAGCCGAAGCAAUCUUCAGCUUGAAUUAUCCACCGAUAUUGAGAAUACGAUUUUUCGUUUGCCAUUUUUGCUUUCAAUUUUUUGUUCGGUUGCCAAAACCUAUCUAUCAUUUUUAUCAGUUGCCGAGGCUAAAAAAAAAUGACUGCCAAAUUGCCUUUAAUAAUAGUUUUUUCGUCUUCUCGCAUGCUCUGCAACUUUUCUUCUGUUUGUUAGAGAAAAAAAAUGAAAAAAAGCAAAACAAAAACAUUUUGAUACAAACCGGCUUUACUUUAAACAUUUUUUAACCUAGAAUUGGAAUUUCUGACUGCCGCCCAAUUUUAAUUUCCACAUCACUGCCGAUUAGUUCUGUUUCCCACAGAGAUGUUGCUAAAGGUCCUUCCCCAACGUUUUUCAUUUAGGGUGUCACGGUGGAAUAAACGGAACCAUAUACAUAA